Messenger RNA from Clarias gariepinus (North African catfish), 1357 nucleotides. RefSeq names its product proteinase-activated receptor 2-like. NCBI's taxonomy places the organism in Eukaryota, Metazoa, Chordata, Actinopteri, Siluriformes, Clariidae. The record is from RefSeq and is a predicted model, not a curated record. The transcript has 2 exons. Gene Ontology annotation, molecular function: G protein-coupled receptor activity. Bases 128 to 1054 code for a protein of 308 amino acids. Gene Ontology annotation, cellular component: membrane. Gene Ontology annotation, biological process: positive regulation of Rho protein signal transduction; phospholipase C-activating G protein-coupled receptor signaling pathway.
GUUAUUUCUUCCAUUGAAUUAUCAACUUGUACUCAUUUGGCUGAUCUCUACCACAGGGAAAGGAUAAUUUAUUCAAUUGUUUUCUUGUAAGAAGAUUCUCGUUUGGAUCAACACCAGUUAUUGAGCUAUGGAGAUGCAUAAUCACAUCAAUAGCUCCUUGUUCAUUAAACCUGGUUCUGUGGACAACAAGACAGUGUACGAGAUAUGCAACCACAUUCCAGAGGUCAUCAUUUUCUACAUAGGCAUGCAGAUUUGUAACAUAGUUGUGGGGCUCCCAGCAAACCUCAUGGUCCUGUGGCUGAUCCGCCACAACAAAAGAGACACAUCCACAUCAGACAUCUUCAUCUGGCAUCUGGCUGUGCUGGACACCUUCUUCUGCCUUAUAACUCCACUGGAGAUUGCCAACCUGCUGUACCUGACCACCAGCAGCACCUGGUAUGUGCUGCGUUUUUUUUACGGCGUCAAAGACCUUUCGCCACUCUUCCUCGCCUGCAUCUGCCUGGACCGUUACAUGGCCGUGUGCUAUCCAAUUAUCUUCUCCAAGCUGAAGGACCGGCCCCAUCGUCCUGUUUGUGCCAUUGUUGUGUGGUUCGUCAUUUUGGUGCACGGCAUACUAAAGUGUCUGAACACCAUCCCCAACUUUGAUAAAGUAUUCACGGUCAUGAUCCUGGCCAUAUUUGCAUUCAUGGUUUUCUGCAACAUCUCCAUCCUGUGCGCCCUGCGCCAAUCCGGUCCAGGCAGGGACGACAUGCAUCCGGUCAAGAAAAGAGCUUUUAAGAUGGUGCUCAUUAUUUUAGCUAUCAUAGUCUUUAACUACUUCCCUCCUGUAGCGCUCUUUCCAUUUAAGGCGUAUUUCGCUCCAGAUAAGUUUAAAUGUUAUGUCCAUUACAUAGCUUUUGGCUUCCUGAACAUCAGCAGCAGCAUUCAGCCUGUCUUGUACCUGUCGAAUAAGAAACCACAAUGUCCAGGGUGGUGUAGUGAGUGCUGCAGCACUAAAGAGAAAGAGGCUAUAAUUGCAAAUGAGUUAUCUACGGUGUGCACUACUAAUAAAUAGAUGGUUUCAGGAAGGAAAAAACAAUGACUCUGUACGUCAUCUUCUGUCUACUCCUACAUUUUUCAUAGUAAAAUAAACUAUAAUAAUUCCACUUAGCUCAUAAGCUAAAGUGAUGCAUAGCAGACAGCUAUAGGUUUGACACCUGUAUUACAGCUGUCACUCAAACUGGCCAAGCCCCAAUUUUAUGGCUUAAUAUAAUUUUAACUAAUGAGUUGCUUAGAAAUUUGGCUCUAUAGGGAUUGAGUCAUUUUUAAAGCCAAGUAAGGAACUGCAUGUUCCUUUCCUUUCUGCGUUUGACUCAUU